Molecule: messenger RNA, 1106 nt
Organism: Arabidopsis arenosa
Lineage: Eukaryota; Viridiplantae; Streptophyta; Magnoliopsida; Brassicales; Brassicaceae
Source: the annotation of a GenBank genome assembly
GAACCAAAAUCUUCGAAAGGGGGAAAAAGAUUUCGAAGCUUUGAGUAAUGAGAGCGCUAGCGGCGGCUUCACGGCCACUGUUUUCCGAUUUGCCGAGUCUUGUUCGUUCAUGGCUUCCGCCUCAUAGCUUCAAGACGUUUGCUUCUGUAUCUUCGUCUCCUCCGUCGGAUUUGGAUCUCCGGAAUCAAUCUCGCGGUGGCCUUCCUCGAUUCUUUUCCGAUGAUCUUCCAUCUCGCAAGGGUGGAGUUGUUCGUGUUCAAGGCUCUGAGUUUUGGCAUAUGGCUAAAGUUCUAAGACUGAAACAGGAGGACAGGGUAGAACUCUUUAAUGGCAAAGGGGGUCUGGUAGAAGGUUGUAUUCAAAGCAUUGACAAAACUGGAGUUGAUUUUAUCGCACAAGAAGAUCAGAAGGUGAUUCUUCCUCAGGGCAUGCAGUGGCAGAUGUUUGCAGCUUUUGGAACUUUGAAGGGUGGUCGAGCGGAUUGGCUAAUUGAGAAAUGUACAGAACUUGGAGCGAGUAGUGUCACCCCACUUUUAACAGAAAGAUCUUCCAUAAUCUCUGAAAACCGGGUUGAUAGAUUGGAACGCGUUAGUUUUGCUGCGGCUAAGCAGUGCCAAAGGCUACAUCAAAUGGUACUGAACCCUCCAAUCAAAUUUGAUACCCUCUUGGAUCAUAUUUCCAAAUCAAAGUUAUGUUUGGUUGCUACAGCUGAAGCUACACCACUCCUGAAUGCAGUAAACUCCUCAACAAAAGAAACCAGUGGAAUAUUAAUCGUUGGACCAGAAGGCGACUUCACGAAGAAAGAGGUGGAGAUGAUGUUGGAAGCAGGCGGCACAGCAGUUGGACUCGGACCACACCGGUUGCGAGUUGAGACUGCAACCAUUGCUCUUCUUGCAACUCUAGUGAUGUGGUCUGACUCUCAAGAGACGGUCUAAAAGCUUGUUAGGCUUUAGUUUUUGUUGCCUUGUCUUGUGUUCUGAGAUUUUUGCUAGGUAAGGUCUCUGGAUUUGGUUGAUAAACAAAAAGAAUUCUUGAAUAGCUAAGAAAAGCUUCGAUUUACGAUAUGUUUCUGUAUGCUACGAGAUCAAUAAAUCAAGGUCAGCAUC